Molecule: messenger RNA, 548 nt
Organism: Manacus vitellinus (golden-collared manakin)
Lineage: Eukaryota; Metazoa; Chordata; Aves; Passeriformes; Pipridae
Gene: CDRT4
Product: CMT1A duplicated region transcript 4
Exons: 2
Coding region: 69-473 (134 amino acids)
Source: RefSeq, a predicted model, not a curated record
CAAAGGGGAGCUUUUUAAAGGAAAUCCUGGAGCUGUCAGAGCAGGAUGAAUUUGGCCACUUGACACGGAUGGAACGACCUCCUGCUGACACCUUCAAGUUUGUGCUGCCCUCAGCCAACGUGGGGCUGCCGGGACACCUCAUCCAGAUCCAGCGCCCCGGGCCUGCCUACGUCACCCACACAGAGCCCCUGGUCAGGAGGCUCCUUGAGCAGGACCAGCAGAGAAAGGCUCCAUCCAACCCCCCUGCACAGACAGAGCAGAACAUGGAGCCUCCAGGAGAUGGUCCUGAGGAGGAGCCCCAGGUGCUGAGCAGAGGCAGCAGCCCUGGGAGCGGGAAGGACUCCGUGGGAAUGCCCCCGGCUCAGAGCACUUUGCCAUCACAGUGUGUUUACAACAGGGUUAUUUUUGCAAGGAGACCUCCCUCCCGUGUGCUGCCAUGGAGCAACCUGGUGUGUGCCAGCAGGAAGGACUGAUCUGCCUGCAGCUGGAAGCAAAGCAAAGAAAGAAGAUGCUCUUGUGUGUUUUCCGGAGUCCAUUAAACUACCCAU